AAAUCGGUAAAUAUGACAAAAAGAAGACAUUCUCAUCUCUCCCCUUCAUUUUGUGUUUUUAAUGUAGCAGUCAGCAAAGAGUUAAUUUACAUUUUAUUAUAUUCUUUAUUAAUUUGUUAUAAAAUUAGUGUUUGAGUUAAAUAAAUAAAGCGUAUGCGUGUAGAUCGGAUUAAUGAAGUACUUUUUCUUUUUUUUCUCCCAUUUUUGAGGUGAUAAUUCAUUUGAAGUAUGCAAUCGUAAUGUCUUCACUUGCACAGUUUAUACUGUGUGUUUACUUUCUCUAAGUUUUGAGAUCUUCUGUAUAAUGAGCCGAAGCCGGAGUAACGCUCAUUAUGAUGGAAAAAUUGCAGGUUUAUAUGAUUUGGGAGAUACUUUAGGACGCGGCCAUUUUGCCGUAGUUAAGUUGGCAAAGCACGUAUUUACUGGGGAGCAGGUCGCUGUAAAAGUUAUCGACAAAACAAGGCUAGAUGAAGUUUCGAGGGCUCACUUGUUUCAAGAAGUUCGUUGCAUGAAAUUAGUACAACAUCCGAAUGUAGUACGCUUGUAUGAUGUCAUAGACACCCAAACUAAGUUAUACUUAAUUUUAGAAUUAGGCGAUGGAGGUGAUAUGUAUGACUACAUUCUCAAACAUGAGAAUGGCGUGGACGAAGAGACUGCGAAGAAGUAUUUUCGGCAAAUAGUUCAUGCCAUUUCAUACUGCCAUAAAUUGCAUGUAGUGCACAGAGAUCUUAAACCUGAAAAUGUUGUAUUCUUUGAAAAACUUGGUAUGGUGAAAUUAACUGAUUUUGGAUUUAGCAAUAAGUUCUGUCCUGGCCAAAAAUUGGAAACUUCGUGUGGCUCACUUGCAUAUUCAGCUCCUGAAAUAUUGCUUGGAGAUUCUUAUGAUGCCCCUAAAGUUGAUGUCUGGAGUUUAGGAGUCAUCCUGUAUAUGCUUGUAUGUGGUCGAGCUCCUUUUCAAGAAGCUAAUGACAGUGAAACGCUUACCAUGAUUAUGGACUGCAAAUACCAUGUUCCAACUCAUAUAUCUGAAGAUUGUGUGAGGCUCAUUGGAGAGAUGUUGAUUAGAGACCCGGAUAAAAGAUCAUCUUUGGAGCAAAUAGCUAAUGAUCCUUGGUUGAAUAGCGGAGAUGCAAUCCAGCCUGCUGAUCACUUGCCUUUGAUUUCAAGAGAACAUCUCUCAGACGAAGAUCAUGCUCAUAUUGUACAGAAAAUGGUUAAUGGAAACAUUGCUUCAAAAGAAGAAAUAAUUGAAGCUCUUGAUAAGAAUGAGUAUAAUCACAUCACAGCAACAUAUUUUCUUCUGGCUGAAAGAAAGCUGCGAGCCCAACGUCAAGAAAGAGCCCAAAUGAUUAACAGCCGAAUUUCUAGGACAGAUUUAUCACCAGUUGCACUCACACCCAGUGUAUCAUCCGCUGUACCCUCUCCUGCUCAAGAAAAACCGGUUACUUCAGUCGAAGGAUUAUUGUCUCCUUGUUUCCCGUCCAAAUCACUGCAAAUGCCCGAUUUUACCCCACGCUUGGGGUUGAACGAUGCUGUUCCACGUUUUUCUGCCGAAACUUUUGCCAGUACUAUUCCUUUUCAAAGAAAGUGUAGCAUUGUUCGAGAAGAGGAAGAUGCAUGUAGCACUGCCAGCGGAGCCUCAUCUCCUGCCAAAUCACCAUCAAAUGAGAAUAAAAACCUUCGGGAGCAACUAGCAAAGUUAGAAGAGGAUAAUGACGAAACAUCAAGCCAGUGUUCCAGUGCGUCUGAGAAAAAGUCAUCCCCAAGACCAUCUUUUUCUUUGCCAGUACCCAAUAUUUCUACUUUUUCACCUGUAAUUGAGAGUUCCAAACCAGUGGUAGAAUCAGUUCUUAAAAGUACUGGUCCAAAUCGAAGGUUGCAUUCUGUCCAGAGUUCACCCCAGCUACCUUUAAAUGAAGUCAAUGAAGAAAAGGAUUGUGCAGAAAGAGCAGUUUCUUUACGACUGGCAGCUAUAAAAAAGAAAUAUGUUGGCAAAUUGCAAGGGCGUAGUACAGUCACAUCUCACGUACGAAUGAGAAUGUUUGAAUUUCAGCAUAGGAAAGAGAAGCUAGAUGGCACGUCAAACCAGGAAGAGUCCCCAGAAAAGCGACAUGCUCUUUCUUGUGAGAAAGAGUUUAAAAAUGAUUGCAUGAGUAAGGAAAAGAAUUGCUGUUCACAAAGUAAUUCUGCUAAAGAGUCUUCUAAAGAACUUGAAGAUCCUGGACGUUGGAAAGCCUCGACUUGUAGGAAACAGAAAAAAGCAUCAUUCACUCACUCCGUUUAUUCAACAGAAAGUACCGACAGUUUAGAUUUUCUUUCGGAAGGUCAGCCGCGCUUGACCAACUCAAUGAGUUGUGGGGAUCUGUCAGCAGAUACUGGUCAUUUUUCUUCUCAGGAAAAAUGUUCUGUGGUUAGAUCUGAUAGUAUUUCACUUACGGAAAUUCCGCAAGCUUCCUCCUGUGAACUUGUGGAAGAGAAAUCUCAUCCUAAACUUUUCCCUGAUAGUACAUUCAAUAGGUACACAUCAUCCAUUGGUAAUAGUGUUAGUUUAAACAGUGGGUUGAGUUCUUUGCAAAGGCAUAAGUUAAAUCUUAAAAGCGACCACCAUAGCUCACAUCCAGACAAAAUCUCUGAUAAAAAUGGGCGAACUUCUACUCUAGGACGGUUAGUUUACUCAGGUAGCCGGUCUGCCAACAAGCAAAGGCUCGACAUCAACCAGAAUGGUUGGAAAAAGAAUGAGCGCAAGAAAGAUCUUUCUGGUAGUCGCAAAAGCAGAGGGAGUCAACAGGCCGUUGUUGAUAUGAAAUUAGCCUCAAAAUGUUGUACUCUAUGUUAACAAAUAUUUAUAUUGUUAUGUUGAUGAUCUGUACAAUGAACAUUUUUAAUGUUGGCUCUCUGUGUGGUAGAGUCUUCCGUGAGAGUGUUGUAAAAUUAACCCUGUACAUAUGAUCCUUCUUCCUGUAAAAUAUGUUGAAAAAGAGCUCAAAAUGCUUCGUUAUUUAUUGUUUUUAUAGUCAUCUGUAGUGUGGUUUUUAAUGAAUUGUAGAAUUUCAUUCUUUUUAACUGUGACUAUUGCUUUUACUUCUGUUAUAUCGACCAUAUUUCUUACACUUGUCAAAUGGAGGCCAGGUGUCAUUUUAUGUGAAAAAUAAAAAUAAAAAUUUUGUCGUAUGAGUGGGUUGAUUUUUACUUUUUUUAAAAAUUGAAAUUGCCUGUGGUGGGAAAAGUUGUGUAUUGACAUGAAAUGUUAGUAAAAAAAAUUGAAUUGCAAUCAAAAUAUAUUUGUCAUUCACAUAUAUGAUACAAAUAUUUUUGCUCAGUACUAAGUCUAUUAAAGGCAGAUCAACAGCAAUUUUUCUGAACUUCACAAUCGAUAGUUGCUCAUGUGUAUCAAUAAGUUUCCCUAUAAAACCACAAUAUGUAAAAGGACUUGUGUUUUCACCUAGAUAAGGGUGGUAAAUAUGACUUAAUAUUAUUUUUGUUCACAAACAAAGACAAAGCACAACUUUGAAAUUCUUACUUCUGCAGUUGAUUAGAAGUUUUGAUUCAUAAUAAAAAAUGAUAUAUUUUAUAAAAUGCACCAUUUAGAGAAAUUAAAUCCAGCCCUGUUGAGGUCUUAAAUAUCGUAUAAUAUCAAAAUAUUUUUUUCGUGAAUAAGGAAUCUUACUAGGCAACUAUUUUCUCUAGUUGAUUACAAAAAUUUAAAUGUGAAAAAUAAAAAUAUUUUUUAAGAAAAUAUUAUUCUAUAUUUUAUUAUAAAAUAUAAAAAUAUUUUAUAAUAAAAUAUUAAUUAAUUUAAAGAUGCUGACAGAGGGGGCAAAUUUGAUUUAGAAAUAGAACAAUUUUUUUAACAAACAUUUGAUGCCAAUACACAAUUUUUUCCACCACUGGAAAUGUUGAUUUUUGAAAAAAAAGUAAAAAUAGACUCAUCCUAGUAUCUAAUUUUAAGAAGUGCAUUCUACCAUAAAGAGAUUAAUCUCACUAGCUUUACACUAUAAAACGUUUUUACAUGUAUUUCUGUUCAGUCUUCUAUUUUGAAAAAAUCUAGAUUUGUCAGCAAAAGUUUUAUUUGUAGUAUUAUAUAAAUGAGAAACAAUCUUUGUAUGAAAAACAAUCUUUGAAAAUUUUCAGUGUGUUAAGUUUCAAAGUGCAUUUAGUAAAAAUAGUCAAAUGAGUAACCUUAGCUUCACUUUUAUCUAUAACUUAAAAUGCCAAGAUGCAUGUAGUUUAUAUAAAUAUUGGAAGCUUAUAGUUUUCUCUGUGAUUCUAGUGUCAGAAAUUAAUAUAUUUUAAAUUUUGCGUAUUGCAGUUGAGGAACACAUUAAAUAAUAAUUUUUGAGUGUUUUUGGAAUAAAAAUUGGUUUUAAGUGCAUUUUGCAACAAUAGUCGACAAAUAUCCUUUUCUUUACGCCUUCCAAUUAAAACACAAAGACUGAGAAUGUCUUGUAAUUUUCCGAAUUGGAAGUUGACUGACAAAAAAUAAAUGCAAGGUAUUCUACAAAGAAACUUUUUAAGCUUAUUAACUCCUAUUCACUUCAUCGUUUCAGUUCUAUUUACAUUCAAAUUUUUAAAUAAUUUAUCGUUUCAUUUUCACUAAUAUAAAUUCGUUAAAUUUAGAUAUAUUUUUUUUUUAGAAGAAAGCCAGUUAGUUGAAUCAACUUAUAUAAUAAAUACUGUUAUAUAAGUCUUGUUUUACUGUGUAUAUUUUUCACUAAAUAUUAGUUGUGAGUAAUUCAAGUUGAUUAUAAUCUGAUUUGUGGCAUAAUAACUUACUGACAAGGCAAUUUUCAAAAAUUUUACUGUUAAUUAUUGCUUUUAAUUUUCCUGAAUAAACCAUAAAAUUUUUACUAUGAACUUAAAGUGUUUUUUCUUUCAGAUAUUUCAUAUUUUAACUUCAAAAUAAUGGGUUAAUAUUGCUAGUUAUAUAAUAUUUUCCAUAUGUCAUAAGUUAAUUCUUUCAAUGUGUGCGUGCUAGAACUAUUUCCAAAUUAUACAUUUGAGUAAGUUUAAAAGUUGAAAAAUGCUGACACAUCUACAUUUUUAUGAAUAACGAGUAUAUAAAAUGACACUUACUUUGCUUGAAUGAUAUGGCUUCUUUGAAAAGUUAAAGUUGUGGUUGAUACAAACAACUACUACCUUUUAUUUUUUCAAAUCUGUUGUGGCAAACUGUGAACAAUAAAUAUUUUAGGGGACAUCCCAGUAGCUCUACUAGUCAGUUGAGUGAUUUGCUCGCAAAUUUUUUCAUUGAUGGUUAAAACAAAAGUCUAUCAGUUGUUUCAAAUCAAGAUCUGUAAAAUUGUAACAAGAUAUCAUUCUUAUAGUGAUCUGAAAUGCAAAUAAAAAAAGCAGGCUAUUCAUCUUUGGUUAUAAUAAAAUGGUUUUGCAGAUGGUCAGAUCAAUAGCAUAUUGUUUCCUAAUUUUCUGUUUUGUGAAGCCUUAUUUUCAAAUUUUGUAAAACUUAUUUACUAUCAAAUUUGAUGAUAAAUGAUGAUUGUUUGUUAACUGCAAAUGAAAUUUUGUAAAUUGUUUUACUCUUGGUUUCAAUAAUAUCGAUAAUAUAUAUAUAUAUAUUUUUAAAUAAAAAUACUAUAUAAGGGUUUGCGUAUAAAAAGUUUUUUUUUUUUUAAUGAUUAAAAUUGAAUAGGAAGUUUUUCUUUUGUAGUAUUUUUGUUUCGUAACACAGUCAUUGUUUUUACACCCCAAUUUAACUAUGUAUCUUUAAAAUUUUAGUAAAAUAACUGAAUACUUAUUUAAUCUUUUUAUUUCAAUGAUAAAUUAAAUUUAUUAAUCUCCUAUUUCUUAGGUUUAUGUAAACAAGCAUACUUAUAAUUAAAUUUUUAAACAGUUUUAAUAUUCACUUUGUUAGGGAUUAUUUAAACCAUCAGUUCCCAAAUGGUAUUUUGCGGAACCUUAGGGUGCUGUGGAAAGGUCGCAGGGUUUCUGUUAGAACCUUUUUUUCUACUUUAAUUAGUAAUGAUUUUUGAAACCUAUAAUAGGUUUUAUCUAACCAAUAAUCCAUUAUUUAUUUAAUAUUAAGAUUAUUCUUAUGAACUUAUUUGUGUAAAAUUGCAAUACAAAUGAAAUAACAAAUUUUAAAAAUUAUAUUUCUUCCAACAACAAUAUAUUGAAUAAAUUGCUAAAAAGAUAUGUAUUUAUAAAUUGCAUUAAUAUUUCUUAUCAAACUUUGAAAUUCAAAAUAAAUUAACCAAAGUCAAGAAUAACGAAUUAAUUUUAUCUAUUAACCAUUCUCGCAGUUUAAUGUUCUUCAAAAACUAUAAUUCACCUUAUUUUAUUCAAUUUCAAUUUUCUACAAUUAUUAUUAUUUUGUCUUUUUUAGCAUAUUUACACCUGUUACAAACAUUUUUUAAAUUUUUUUUUCUUUUUUAGCAGGUUAUUCAAAAACAGGAUAAUUUUGUAUCAAUAAGAAAUAGUUUGAGUAUUAUUUAUUAAUAUUAUUGUUAGUUUUACUUUGUUAAUAAUCAACUGACAUAUCAUUUUAUCAAUGUUUCUCUUAGUUUCAUUCAAGGUAGUAACAAGAGAUGAGAAGAAGAAAAAAAAAUCUAUGCUUCAAAUGAAUGUUUUGUGAGUGAUUUAUUAUAAUUUAACACUAAAUUAAAUCAAAUCUAAAUUUUUUCCAACAAAGUUUUAUUUUUAAGAAUAUUCCAAAUUUUUAUGAAUAGAGAAUUCAGUCUUGAUAUUUUACAAAGCUUUACUGAAUAUUUGCAGUGCAAAUUUGUACUUAAUUUUUUCUUUAACUCUAGUUAUCUGAUGGCAGUAGGUCUUAAAAAGCCAUUAUUUCACAAGUUUAAUUAUUUAUAUUUGCUACACACACACACAAAACGUAUAAUUUGCUUGGUUUGUAUUUUUAAAAAAAAAUUAUAACAGUUAUUGUUUAAAUUUAAGAUACUUUGUAUACCAAUUGUAACGAAACUUAGCUGGACUAGUUGAUAGUUCAACAUGCAAUUAAGUCCUAUAUAACUAAAUUUAAAUCAGUGCUACUCUGUUGCUAAUUAUUUGACUCAAACUGAUUAAAACGUUUAUUUUUAUAUAUACUUUUUUGUCACAGAAAUUAGUUUAGCUUAACGGAGAUAAUCUGAAAUCUGUUAAAAUGUAUAUCAGUUAUAUAUUGAAGAUAUUGUACCCUUUGACAUAGAUGACACACCAGUAUCUCUUUUAUAUAUAUGUUUUUUCUGAUGCUCCAAUUACAGGCAAAAAUAAAUUUUGGUAUUUUUUAAUUAUAAAAAA
Molecule: messenger RNA, 7245 nt
Organism: Parasteatoda tepidariorum (common house spider)
Lineage: Eukaryota; Metazoa; Arthropoda; Arachnida; Araneae; Theridiidae
Gene: Snrk
Product: SNF related kinase
Biological process (GO): protein phosphorylation; intracellular signal transduction
Cellular component (GO): cytoplasm
Molecular function (GO): protein serine/threonine kinase activity; ATP binding
Source: RefSeq, a predicted model, not a curated record